GAUGCCUGUUCCUUAACCCAAGAAUUGGAACUUUUGAUCCAGUCUAUUUUGAUACCCGAUGAGUGGGUCCCAAUGGUGUAUGCUCGGCUGUCGGAACUCACCGCCCAAGAGAUACCAGUAAGUAUUUUGUUCCAUCUUAGCUCUUCGCUGAUCUUUUCCUAUUGUUGUUUAAGUUUCCACGUUACCGAAGCGAGUGUACAUCAAUCUUUACUUAACGUUUUACUCCACUGAUUGAAACGAACCAGGAUAAUGGGAGCUAUCAAGCCAACGAAUUUUAUCAGCGCGAGAAUGUCGUAAGUAUAUUUUGCCUGAAGUUUAUGUCAUUUUAAGUUUAAAUAGGAAAUCGAUCUUUAGUCUUUCUUUUUACUAUAGAUGCCAGGGGAUGUUAACGCGGGUGUUGAAGUCAACGAGUUACUGAGCGAUUCGGUAAGUUUUGAAAAACGACCUUGAGUAGUUUUCUGUAACCGAGUUUUCACGCAUCAUUUAUGUUCGUUAUGUUAAUAGACUCGACUUGGGUUAGAUUUGCAUCUGACCUAUUAAACCGCUCGCGUAUCUUUUGUUAUCUUCGUUAAUGAAACAAAAGGACUCCAAACUCUAUUUGCUUCAACGUUUUGUAGACAGUUGUCAUAUAAUACUCAUCGAAUAUGUUUCUUUGCUUUACAGUUUAUGGCUGAAGAAAUACAGGCCGUAAAUGAGAUGGAAAGUAUGGCGCUAGGCAAGGUAACUCCAUUUCCUUUUUAAUAUGCAACGUAAAUGAUUUGUUUAGUGAUGAAACAACAAUACGAAUCUGCUUGCUUACCCGUUCAAUGCCCACCUAUUUUUUAAAACGAGCGAGAUUUCGAAACCUAAAGUAAUCUGAUUUCUUCUCUUCUUAUCUAGAAUAACAACGAGUCGGCACCGUUAGCAACGCAAGAUACAUGGGAUAAUUUCUUGGACGAAGUAAGUAUUCAAGAUCAUAAAAUUAUAUUGCUUUCAUUGAACGCAGUGUUCUUUGUGCGCUAAAUCUUACGUUGAUAUCUUUUAUUCACUUGCAGUGGAAUGGCGAAGACAGUGAAUUACCGACUUGGGAUCCUUUACAAACCGUAAGUCACCUUUCAUUUUCACUUGUUUAGAAUACACUAUGUAGAAGUGCAAACCUUACAGUUUAAGUUUUUGAAACGUAUACCUUUUGAAAACUAAAUUGUUUAGGCUCACCAAAAAAGACAAUGUUAUUCAUUCCAACAUUUAUAAGAGUCAGAAGAAAAUAAAAGUUACAGUUGGCUUGCUAUUUAUGAUUUCAAGGCGUAAAUAGUUUAUUCUUGAUCGAUUCCGCUUUUCACUGAUCAGAUAAGUGAAUUCGUUUUUUGCGGAUGAUUGCACCCACAUAAUGAAAUCUGUUCCAUUCUUUUCUCCUGUUCAAAAUCAAAACAAAGCAUUUGCUCAAUGUUUUAAUAUUUAGUCAUCAAACCAAAUUGAAAAAAAUAGACCGCGUAUUAUAUACUAAAACAAGUAUCACAGCAACUUAAGUUUCUUCCACUAAGCAGUAAAAUAUAGCAAUAUAGCAGUUAUUAGUACCCACCCGCUGAUCUCUGCAAGUCAAUUAUAUCGUGGAUUAGAUUAAAUUAAAUUUAUUCUGUUGUUCAACAUCAAAACAAACCAUCUACCCAGUUGCUGAGACGGUCAUUGUAGACAAAUAGAGUUUAUCAGAGUUUCUUGUUAGUUAAGGUUUAUACUUAGACUAGGUAAUAACUAACUGUAGGAAAUUCAAUCCGGGGAAGGUGAACCCGCAGCCAAAAAGCCUCGCAAGGAACAUCGCUGCGACACCUGUGGUAAAACUUUCACUCGGCCAAACCACCUAGAGAGUCAUCAACGCAUCCAUAUUGGGGAGAAGCCGCAUCAAUGCCCGCGCUGCGACAAGAGUUUUCAAGCGAAGUCGAAUCUAAACAAGCAUUUGAAAACGCACUACAAGCGAGCUGCCGAACGCACUUUCACCUGUAAUACUUGUGGCGAAACAUUCCACAACUGCGCACCUUACAACGCUCAUAUUCACGCCGCUGAUCAAAAACCCGCCGCUGCAACUAGAAAACGCACUGCUCAAAAAACUACAGAUGCUCCGUCCGCGAAAAGACCUAAGAGGUCGGAUCAAGAAAGUACGAGUACCGCUUCAGAACCAACUUCCACAGCAAGUGCUGAAAACGCCGCUGCUAGCUGGCAACCUGAUCCUAUUCUCAUUCCAGCCAACCUUGUUCCCAGUGGCGAAGAAAACAUUGUCCAAAUGUACAGACAACACUGGCCACAAAUUCGUACCUGGUUUAGUCGCCACAACAGACUUGAUUGGUAUAAUUUUCGCUUGUCGACGAUCAACCCAGCCAGCCUCCGAGAACAGCUGAACCGCAUUUUUGCUGACCAACCAGCAGUUUUCAAAGUCAACUUCGCCUUUGGAUUUAUUCUCCGUCAUACAGAGACUGGGGCACUCCAGUAUUAUCAUCCAUCCGCUAACAACAACCUGGUGUUGGAACAACGUUUCCUCGUUCCUAAUCAAGCUGAUUUAGACCGCUUGUAUGAACAAGUAAACAACAUCGAUUUCUUAGAGUGGAUACGCCAGCAGUGGCCUAACUCUAAAUGGGUCGUGGAUCUCGUGACGAAUGUUACGUGGUUUGCUUGGAAGAUUCGAGACCACCCAAUCGACCGUGGCAAAUAUCUGCCAGGUUAUAUCGUGGACAACCCGGGAAUCACUCCACUCGAUCGAAACAUUCGAAGAGGCAAACCGUACGAAGAUAACCUCUGUUUCUUCCGC
This is a messenger RNA of Porites evermanni, 2776 nucleotides long. The record is from the annotation of a GenBank genome assembly. Lineage: Eukaryota; Metazoa; Cnidaria; Anthozoa; Scleractinia; Poritidae.